AUGAAGUCUCUGCUGUAUUUGUGUGCGCUCUUUACACUCUCUCUGCAGGAAUGGGAUAUUUUGCCAUCUUUAGCUCCAGACCAGUGUGUGUGUAAGCUCUCCAACACAAAGGCGUUUCCACAGGACAACCUGAAGACCAUCCAGCAGAAUGUGUCCGGCUGUAUCAACGAGGUCAGUCCAAAAAAGUCGAUGGAGCUGAAAUCCCUCCUGCUGGGUCUGGAGCAGCGGCUUCCACAGCUGCAGCAGGACAUGACCGAGCUACAGCUGCAGGAUGACGGGGGCCUGUACGGGGUCCUGGCUCUGCACGUCAUCCAGAACGAACUCACCGAGAUCACGCUGCUCAUGGAGAAGCUCAACGCCACCAUGGAAGCACACGCACAGCAGGCCCGGGACACCACACAACAGAUCCAAACCCUGAGAGCCGAGCUUCAACAGCUGCAGAGUUUUGACACUCAGCAGGUGAUCAAAAGAGACCAGACAAACCAGCGCCUCAAGAGGGACCUGGACCAGUGCAGGAACGGAGCCCCGCCCACUGCCCCACCCAGUGUCCCCCCUCAUGCGCUGUGUCCACACGGGCGGCUCCAGAACGUGACCAGACCCAGGAUGCACACAGCAGGGGAGUAUCCGGGGAGUUACAAGUAUGGAGCGUGGGGCCAAGACCCUAAACCCGAGGGCGGCAAGGAGAGCUGGUACUGGUUCGUCCCAAUGGCUGCUUCCAACCGCUACGCCCACUACGUACGUCUGUACUCCAGCCUCAGCUCUCUGGUGGUGGGCAUCAGCGUGCCAGGUAAUGUCAUGAUCCACCCCUCCAACCCCACCACCAACACCGUGCAGGGGCCAAACGCCGUCCUGUACGGAGGCGCUCUGUACUACAACUGCUACAACAUGGACGCCGUGUGUAGAUUUAAUCUGUCCACCAAAACUGUGGCGACUCUACAGCUGCCCAAAGGAACCAGGUUCAACUCUAAAAGCAACUUCUGCAACCUGGACGAGUGCUUCCCGUUCACAGACUUGGACUUGGCCACAGAUGAGUCGGGGGUGUGGGUCAUCUACACCACAAACCAGGACAACGGGAACCUGGUGGUGUCCCGAGUGGAGGGGGGGCCGGACGAACUGGUGCUGGGUCAGACCUGGCACACCUCUCUCUACAAACAGGCAACCUCCAACACCUUCAUGGUCUGUGGGGUUCUGUACGCCACGCGAGCCGUCAGCAAAGACCUGGAGGAGAUCUUCUACUCGUACGACACGGCCACGGGAAAAGAAACGUUCGACGUCCGCAUCUAUUUGAAAAAGAUGUUCCCCAAUGUGUAUUUUUUGAACUACAGCCCCGUGGACCAGAUGCUCCACGCGUACUGUGAUUCUAACAUGGUCUCCUACAAAAUGAUUUUUCAAUAG
Messenger RNA from Knipowitschia caucasica, 1395 nucleotides. Lineage: Eukaryota; Metazoa; Chordata; Actinopteri; Gobiiformes; Gobiidae. The record is from the annotation of a GenBank genome assembly.